UAUAUAAGCACUUUAACAUCUGAAGACCGGAGGAGGUUUGGAGAGAAGCUCAAAAUUUGUAUUGGUGACAAAAUCUAAGUUAUUCAAAGCCCAUAUGAGAUCUGGGAUGACAAAAAACGUUGGUCCGACUCGCCCGUGUCUUGGCCACCAAUCUGCUGGGGAGACAUUUAUUCUUAUUUAAUAGAAACCCCUGGACCCUUCACUCAUGAAAGAUUAAAGGCUUUCAAAAGUCUGGAGGCCUAUGAUUAUUUUGUUUCUCGAAAAGUUGGGCCGAUCUUUUCUGCCAAACAGAAAGCAGUGAUCGUGCUAAAAGCAGAGGUAAGACCUGGCCAAGCAGAGUCACAGCGUGAUUCGCAUCUUCCGUGGGUGAUCGCCAAAGAGAACGGCGAAAUAAUCACUGCUCACUGCGACUGCAAAGCCGGGAAUAUAAACUCUUGCCAUUUCUAUACCAGAAGCCUGAGACAUCCUCCCCAAAAUAACUAGUGUGCUUCAUGAGAGCACCGUUGGAUUAAUCAUAACACAAACCAAAUAGAAAUUCAUCUGACAGAUGGUGGAUGCUUCCAUUUCCUUCUAGAAAGACAGCAAAGGAAUAAGAGAUUUUACUAUUUGUGCGUGCCUGCAUUUUUAUUAAAAUAAACCUUUCUUCCCAGGUGCACUUUUCUUGCCGGUGAUUACAUUUUGUAAUAGUACAAUUGUCCAUCCAUCCAUCUUCAACCGCUUAUCCAAAGUCGGGUCGCGGGGCAGCUGCUCCAAUAGUACAAUUGUAAUAUUUAAAAAUGGGACUAGCAAUGGAGACUGCCGAUAUUGCAGUUGUCGGACUUUAUUUUGUCCUUGUACUUGUAAUUGGUCUUCUUGCCAUGUGGAAAGCCAACCGUAGUACUGUUAGUGGCUACUUCCUAGCUGGUCGAACUAUGAACUGGGUAGUGGUAGGUGCCUCACUGUUUGUAAGCAACAUUGGUAGCGAGCAUUUCAUUGGCCUCGCUGGUUCUGGUGCAGCAAGUGGUUAUGCAGUGGGCGCCUGGGAGUUCAAUGCCCUUCUGCUUCUGCAGCUGCUGGGCUGGGUAUUCAUCCCGGUCUACAUCUACUCUGGAGUUUACACUAUGCCAGAGUACCUUUCCAAGCGUUAUGGGGGAUGGCGGCUAAAGGUUUAUUUUGCAGCCCUUUCCCUUUUGCUGUAUAUCUUUACUAAACUCUCAGUAGACUUAUAUGCAGGAGCUCUAUUCAUUCAGGAGUCUCUUGGCUGGAACCUCUACCUGUCAGUAGUCUUGCUCAUUGCCAUGACAGCCUUGCUAACUGUGACUGGCGGACUGGUGGCAGUGAUCUACACGGACACUUUACAGGCCGUGCUCAUGAUUGGUGGUGCAUUAACUCUUACUGUUCUCAGUCUGAUCAAAGUAGGCGGUUUAGAGGGUGUACGGAAAAAAUACAUGGAGGCAGUCCCAAAUGUCACAGCCAUCCUGGCUAACAGCAAUUUCACCUUCAAAUACACAAACUCCUGCCGAAUUCAUCCCAAGCCUGAUUCACUCAAGCUCCUACGAGGUCCGCUUGAUGAGGACAUACCUUGGCCUGGCUUCUUGUUGGGUCAGACACCUGCAUCAAUUUGGUAUUGGUGUGCUGACCAGGUGAUUGUGCAGAGAGUGUUAGCAGCCAAGAACAUUGUCCAUGCCAAAGGAUCUACUCUUAUGGCAGGUAUGCUUAAAGUCCUUCCCAUGUUCAUCAUCGUCAUUCCAGGAAUGAUCUCACGAAUAUUGUUUCCUGAUGAGCUGGCGUGUAUCGGACCAGAGCACUGCAUGGCUGUGUGUGGAAGUCAGGCUGGCUGCUCCAACAUUGCCUACCCUCGACUGGUCAUGAGUGUAAUGCCAGUAGGUCUUCGAGGUUUGAUGAUGGCUGUAAUGAUCGCUGCCCUCAUGAGUGACCUGGACUCAAUUUUUAACAGUGCAAGCACCAUCUUCACUUUGGACAUUUAUAAAAUGGUGCGUACGAGUGCCCCAUCCAGUGAGCUAGUAUUGGUUGGCAGGAUGUUUGUGAUAUUCAUGGUGAUCAUCAGUAUUGCUUGGGUGCCGGUAAUUAUUGAGAUGCAAGGUGGCCAGAUGUACCUCUACAUCCAGGAAACUGCAGGAUACCUGACACCUCCUAUCGCUGCUCUCUUUCUACUUGGAAUCUUCUGGAAGCGCUGCAAUGAGACGGGAGCAUUUUGGGGUGGCAUGACCGGGUUUGUGCUAGGCAUUACGCGCCUCAUCUUUGGCUUUAUAUAUCGUGAGCCAAAAUGCGACCAGCUGGAUGAACGUCCAACUUUCAUCACGCAUGUCCACUACAUGUACAUUGCUGCUGGGCUGUUUUGGAUCUCUGGCCUGGUGGCUGUGAUUGUCAGUCUGUGCACACCACCCCCAGAAAAGGAGAAAGUCCAGCGUACUACAGUCUGGGGCUUAAGCAAACUGAAACGGCUUCCUGUGACUGAACUAGAGGAAAUGUACAAACUGACCAAUAAUGGUCAACGCCACUUCAGUGGCAAUGGUAUCCUUAAGAAAGACGUGUCUGUGGAUGUCCAGAAAGAGAGAUGUCUUGAUGGGUCUGACAUGGAACUCUUCAUGCCCUUCCCUUGUGACCAAGAUCCCAUGACCCCAAGUACAGAAGCAUCCACACCAAUGGAACUUUCCAGCGAUGGUCAUGCAAAGCUUGUGAAUCAGAAGGAAGGUGGUCAAGGCAAGUGUUAUGAAAAGUGUUGCCUGCAUGAAUUUGACUGGACUUGUGGGCAUAAGGAGAAGACUUCUGUUGUUGAAACCAAAGUCACUGAAGAGGAUGAAGGAGUUGUCCGUGAACUGCUUCAUGAACCCCCUAAGAUCAAACUGUUACUUAACUCAGUCCUGGUAUUGGUCUGUUCACUGGGUAUCUUCAUGUUUGUGUACUUCUCCCUGUAGUGUGCUGAACUUGCAAUACUAUGACUUUUAAGUGAUGGACAACUCAUGUGUAUCAUUUAUUUGUUUUUACAAGCCAUUUAGGGUCUGUAAUAUUUACAGUUCUUUUUUCUCCUCUUAUAAUAUAAUUUUGGGGACUCUAAACAUUUUUAAUCAUACAAUAUAAUUGAUUUAAUCUUUCUCCUUGGAUCUAUAUCACACCUCCUUAAAAUAUUAAAUUAUUUUUUUUUUGUGAUAUGUUGACAACCAAAUUCAUUAUUAAAAGAGUGGCUUUUAUAUAGUUUAUGGACAGUUGUGCUUAGCUAUUAUAUUUUAAACAGUUUUUUUUAUUCUUUUAAAGAUAGUGGUGGAUUUGGCCUUAAUGCACUCUUUCAGCUGAAAUUAGAAAUUCUUCCUGAAGUAAUUGUUUUCCUAAUAAGGACCUCUCCUAUAGUACUUAAAUAUAAGUGUAAAGUUGUCAUUUGUAUAUUCAUUUGUAUGUGAUAGCACUCUUUUAGGACUACCAAAGAUAACGUUUGGCCUUACUGUACAUUUGCCACCAGUAUAAAUGGAAUGGAUAGAAAUACAUUUCUUGUAACCAGCUAUCACAGUAUUUCUACAUUUGACAUUAGUUUGGACAGAAUGAAAUUUAAAAAACUAUGGAGUUUGUUAAAGAAUGUGGUGAAUUUAUUAUGAGGUCAAAUUUUUAUACAAAAGAUAAAUUAUUUAGCAUAAACAAUAUGCUUUAUCACUGAGGUGUUGUGCCCUCUUACUAAACCUGGUAUCAUUACCUUGCUGUACGUUCCCAAGUACAAGUGAGUAUUUGGGUCCAUGCAUAUUGUAACAGUACACAAGCAAUUUGCUGUAGCAUUUGUAAUCAUUUAUUUCGUGCAGGUAGGAAGACUUCAGGUCAAAAGACAUUGUUUGUCCCCAUUUUGGGGAUUUUAAUAUGGUGUAACUGAUUCCCAAGAUUUUAUUGCUACUACACAAGACUUCUUAUCUGUGGAUGUUACACACUGAUCCUCAGAAUGUCCACAGGAAAAACACCACCUAGAGCUGUUAUUAAUGUUGAAAUCUAAAUAUUAUUUGAGGUUCCAAAACCGGUAGAUUAAGACUGGAAUGUUCCAUUUUAAUUGCUUUUCUAGAAGAAGAGUUUGAUUGUGGCAACAGUAACAUGCAUUAACUGUUGUUCUGCUGUUGAAUGCAUUGGUUGUUCAGACAAAGUAAAUGGAAAUUGGUGUGAAGUAACUUAUUUUUUUUACGUUUAAGUUGAUAUUGUUGUAUUAAUACCUUGACAUGAAAGCACUUAAAUUAGUGAAAUAGUGACCCAAAGGUGCAAUUGUUUUAAUUCGUUUGUUAAUUCUAAAUAGAUAUGUGUCAAGAAAGUUAUAAUGAAGAGGUUUAAACAUUUAUAUUAGAAAUGUAUCAUAAAUGGAAUGUCCUGAAAUAAAGUUAGUGGAGCGCUGAUUCUUGUUUUAAUACUGAAUGUAUUUAAAUCAUGUUUUAUACUGAAAAUCAAAAUAUGUAUUGGAACAAGAGAUGCAUAAAUAAGAAGAAAAGGUUCCAUAGAGAUUGGUUGCUCUUUUUUUUUUUAUAAAUAUAUAUUUACCCAAACUGAAUGAUUUUAGACUCUUUUGGUCUUUAUUGAAUGUUUAUAAGCAUUCCUAUUUCUGCAGUAACCAGUUCAUCUGAUUCUUUUGUUCAUUGCAUAUUUUUUGAACUUGGAGAAAAUGCUGAUCACUGAAUUGAUAGUGUGGUGGACAUUACCAUCACAGUGAUUGUGUACAGACUGCUUAAACUUUAAUAAGUUAACUUACUAAAUGUAGGAUUACAAUAUUUUGGGACUGCUGUGAUUAUCUAGACCAAAUUGAAUUACUGUUCUCUCAAUUGAAACCUGGCAUAAAAUCCUUUACAAAUAAGUUAUUGCUCAUCAAAUAUUUUUCUUGUAUUGCUUGUAUAGACCUUAUGAUUCAACAAAGCAGCUUUUUUAAACACAAAAUGUGUUGUGUUGAUUGUAAAAUAAUUUGUUGAUUGUACUGGCAAUGCUUUAAUGGUUUGUUGGUUUUGUAUAAACCACAGAUUUCCAAAUCAAACCAACAGCCCAAAGUUUUUAAAUAUUUAACCAUUCAUUUGGCAGUAUAAUUAAUCAAUGAAGCACUUAACUUUUUUUAGACAUGUUUUGAAAGCACUGAUAUGUUGUUUGUGUUUCGGUAAUGACAUUUUAAUUGUCUGUAAUUUUAUUCAAUGUCACAUUUUAGGUUACUACAACAAAGGGAGAUGACUCCGGGUUCAUAUUCUUCCCCAAGUUUUGUGUUUGUGCUUUUUUUUGUUUAUUUUUUUAGUGGCUGACUGCAUUUGUAUUGAGUUGUGGAUAUCAAUAUAAUAUACCAAAUUUUUUUGUUGUGUGGUACAUCUUGUUUAGAGUGUGUUCUUUUCUGAAGAUUUCUUGUGAAAUAUGGCUGAUUUAUCAAUUCAUCGUGGUGACUUCCAUGAGCUAAGGACAGGAAA
Molecule: messenger RNA, 5402 nt
Organism: Xyrauchen texanus (razorback sucker)
Lineage: Eukaryota; Metazoa; Chordata; Actinopteri; Cypriniformes; Catostomidae
Product: sodium/myo-inositol cotransporter-like
Exons: 2
Coding region: 777-2918 (713 amino acids)
Biological process (GO): myo-inositol transport; transmembrane transport; inositol metabolic process
Cellular component (GO): plasma membrane
Molecular function (GO): D-glucose:sodium symporter activity
Source: RefSeq, a predicted model, not a curated record